Messenger RNA from Gryllus bimaculatus (two-spotted cricket), 821 nucleotides. The record is from the annotation of a GenBank genome assembly. Lineage: Eukaryota; Metazoa; Arthropoda; Insecta; Orthoptera; Gryllidae.
AUGUCUCCUGGGGAAGAGGCCAGGGCCCUCGAACUAGGACCUCUCAUCUCGUUCUUCCAUUCGCGUUGCGGUCACCGCCAUCGCCGCUUUGCGUGUCAAUCACGACCAUACACACGCACGGAGAGAGCCAUGCGCAUCGCUGCCAUUGCCCCUCUGCUCGGCCCGAUAUGGAUACGCCCCUCUCGCCCCUCUAACCGCCCUAACUCACCGCGCGGGAUUUUUUCAAAUAAGGCAACAUGGCACGGGGGAGAUACAGGUUGCGUAGGAGGAACGGACGACGGACGGAACGGACGGAGGACGGAGGACGGACGGGACGGAGACGUCAGACACGGACACGACAGACAAACGGACAUUUUGACCAGGUGCGCGGAGGGAGUGGGGGCGGCGGCGGAGGCUAAACGCGAACGGCUCAGGCAGACGGCGCUAGACUGCGGUUUAAUUACGUCCGCAACCUCGUACACAAGCCACGCGGGUGGCGGGCGGGCGGGCGGCGGGGGCUCCGAAGGGUUUGUAAACACGCAGGGCGCAGCGAGCGCGUGCGUCACAGGACGACUCAGUGCCGCCUCGUGUUGACCGUCAUCGUUCUUUUAUGUAGUUCUUCGUUUGCUUCCUUUGCUUCCUUUGCUGGCAAUCUUAUUCUUGAGCUUGAGCUUUUCAUGUUACAAGUUUUAAAGUGUGUUGAUAAGAUAUUGUUUCAAGCAAACUUGUUUUACACUUUCUGAGAUCUACUAAGUUUUGUUUUUAAUAACUUACCAAAUUCUCUGAAGUUGACAAAACAUUGUUCUUGGAUGACAAAACUUCAAACAAGAGUAAUAAAUAUU